UCAGCAGCAUCAGCCUGUUGGCCGCCUGUCAAAGCCGCCAGAGCAGAGGUGGGAGGACGAGCGAGCGGCACGCGAGUGUGGACGCAGUCCGGAUGGUUAAAUCGAACCUACAAACGAUUUUGAAUAGUCACUGCUUCGCUAGAGAAAAAGAGAGACAUUUAUCCAAGAUGCCCGUCAUCGAACAGACCAGUAAUAAACAGGAAAGUGAAAGUAUCUCCAGUCCCAGGAGUUGCUCCUGCUGUUGCAGUAACCCGUGUCCGGGGCCUCUGUGGUGCUCCGAUGCCCCUCACCCACCCCUGAAGAUCCCAGGUGGGCGAGGGAAUGACCAGCGGGAUCGCAAUCUUUCAGCUAAGCUAUUCUAUUCCGAUGCUCAGUUACUGGUUCUUGAGGAGCCCAGCCCGGCCAACAGCCGAGUGCGCUUCUUGCUCUUUGAGCCGCGCUUCCCAGACGGCAAGAAAUGCGUUUGGAGGGCGGCGCUCAAAGCGGGCAACCUCUACAUUGAAAUCCCCCCCGGAGCUUUGCCCGAUGGCAGCAAAGACAGUUUUGCUCUCGUGCUGGAGUUUGCCGAGGAGCAGCUGCAGGGCGAUCACGUCUUCAUCUGUUUCCACAAGAGCCGCGACGAUCGAGCAUCCCUGCUGCGCACAUUCAGUUUCCUGGGCUUUGAGAUUGUGAGACCGGGCCAUCCCCUCGUCCCCGCCCGCCCCGACGCUUUCUUCAUGGCUUACAGCAUCGAGCGAGACUCCUCCUCCGACGACGACUAAAACGAGCGGUCGCACGCCAGCCUUUCUCAUCCACUUGAACCUAUCGUAAUCAAAUAAGACAUAUAGAUCUCUUUUAGUCACCUGUGUAACGGCAUUUGACUUUCUUUGACGUCUAGUGACGACUUCCUCUUCACCCCAUCAUCAUCGCCGCCAUCGUCAUCUGCACAGGCUGAUAUUUAUGAUUAAAUUUCAAUUCAAUCGUACGCCUCCAGGUAGAUUUGUUUUCAUAGUAAUUGCGAGUUGAUUCUCCUGUUGAUAUGGAUUGUAUUGUUUUCUAUGUGUGCAUGAUUUUCAAUUGAUGCUUUGAUUCACGUGAUAGAAAUCUGCAUGAUGAAACUGAACCAAUUAAAAGUGCUCACCUCAUA
This is a messenger RNA of Hippocampus zosterae (dwarf seahorse), 1126 nucleotides long. It is a transcript of the gene oaz1a, whose product is annotated as ornithine decarboxylase antizyme 1a. Gene Ontology annotation, cellular component: nucleus; cytoplasm. NCBI's taxonomy places the organism in Eukaryota, Metazoa, Chordata, Actinopteri, Syngnathiformes, Syngnathidae. Gene Ontology annotation, biological process: positive regulation of protein catabolic process. The record is from RefSeq and is a predicted model, not a curated record. Gene Ontology annotation, molecular function: ornithine decarboxylase inhibitor activity.